AUGUCAGAAAUUGAGGUAACAAGUACUAGUCCAGACUUGGUGUCUCGUAGGAACCUUAGUAACUACCCAUAUAUCAUAGCUUCUGGAGAAAAUCAUCAGCAUAAUGCUAUGGGCAUGAAACUUGGCUCUGAACCCAGCAUCUAUACCAAUGAUCCUGCUGUUACUAAGCAGUUUGUACCACCUCCUCAUCCAGCUCAAAGUAUGGAGAUAGUACCACAGAAGGCAGCUAUAAACAUGGAUGUGUUACCUCAGUGUGUGCCUGACACCACGUUCGGUGAACCUCGAGUGAGCUUACCAUCACUUCCCUCCUUCUCAGCUGUUGGUCCCCCUGGCCUUUCUGGUGUGUCCCAGAAUCUACAACAUCAGAUAGAGAAUAAAGUCUUUGAAAACCCCUCUCCCCUAGAAUCUAACACCCCAGUAACCUUCCUACAAGAUGAUCACAUUAAAAUGAGAACUGAUACUGAUGCAGUACCCAUACAGAGUUCACGAAUAGGGAGUGUCUCAGCACCACAAGGGGGAGGAACCCCCACCUAUGCACAUGCCAUGGGCCCAAUGAUGGUGGCAGCUAUGAAUGGACUUACUUUAUCCCCCCCAGAUAUGCUUCAGUCCAGACAAGAUGGAGUGAACUCCCCAAGGGAUACAAAAAUUCAGAUGCUGGAAAGCAAGCUUGGAGAGGGGGAGGUUUUCUUAGAGUUUGAACAGAUCAUCAAAAAGAAACCUACAACACAGAUCCUUACUGCUUUACUCCCAGAAAAUAUUAGCAGGAACCGAUUCAAAGAUGUCCUUCCUUACGAGGAAAACAGGGUUCGUUUGACACCUAAUAAAGAGAAUAAGACUGGAUACAUCAAUGCCUCUCAUAUAACUGUGAGUAUAGGUGGAGUCCAGAGAUUCUAUAUUGCUGCUCAGGCCCCACUCUCAAACACGGUCCACAGUUUCUGGCAGAUGAUUUGGGAACAUCGUGUUAGCAUAGUUGUCAUGGUCACUGGAAUCCAGGUAUCACUUCUUCCUUCUUUUUUUUUUUUUUCAGUGAGUGGAGGAGAAU
Limulus polyphemus (Atlantic horseshoe crab) is the source of this 1042-nucleotide messenger RNA. RefSeq names its product tyrosine-protein phosphatase non-receptor type 21-like. The record is from RefSeq and is a predicted model, not a curated record. The annotation marks the transcript as partial. The transcript has 4 exons. Gene Ontology annotation, molecular function: protein tyrosine phosphatase activity. Gene Ontology annotation, biological process: protein dephosphorylation. NCBI's taxonomy places the organism in Eukaryota, Metazoa, Arthropoda, Merostomata, Xiphosura, Limulidae.